Messenger RNA from Punctularia strigosozonata HHB-11173 SS5, 2288 nucleotides. Its product is annotated as Sec1-like protein. The transcript has 13 exons. Gene Ontology annotation, biological process: intracellular protein transport; vesicle-mediated transport. The record is from RefSeq and is a predicted model, not a curated record. The coding region runs from base 62 to 2119 and encodes 685 amino acids. Gene Ontology annotation, cellular component: fungal-type vacuole; CORVET complex. NCBI's taxonomy places the organism in Eukaryota, Fungi, Basidiomycota, Agaricomycetes, Corticiales, Punctulariaceae.
GGUACUCUCCGGCACGACCUGCACGGGUGUAGGCAAAUUACCGCGGACCACACCUGCGUUCAUGGCUGUUUCUGCUCAACAAGGAGGCGCUCAUGAUGGCGAGAACGGGGUCGACGUAUCUCUUUUGAAAGAUCUGGCGAAGAAGUCCCUGGUCGAUGCUCUGAACUCGGUCAGUGGAGCCAAGACGCUCAUCCUCGACCCUUCUAUGGCUGGGCCGCUGGGGUUGGUGACGGAGGUUUCCCUACUGAAACAACAUGGAGUCGACAAGAUGUACUGGCUAGAACAAGGCCCUCUGUCAUCGGUAUCGACCACUGCCAUCGUGUACUUAUGUCGCCCAAAGAUUCGGCAUGUAAAGAUCAUUGCCGAUCAGAUCAAGGCCCACCUUCGGGGAUCUCAGAAGUACACGUACACGCUGUUACUCGUACCCCGCGUGUCUGUCCUGGUCGAGCGUAUCUUGGAGGAAGAAGGCGUGCUCGGCGAAGUCAGCAUCUCGUCCUACAACCUGCAGUUCAUCCCUCUAGCGGAGGACGUCGUGUCCCUCGAACUCGAGAAUGCAUUCAAGGAGAUAUGGGUCGACGGCGACGAGACUGCCGUGUACGACUCUGCCAAAGCCCUGGUCACCCUGCAGAAGCUGUAUGGCCUGUUCCCCCGUAUCGUGGGCAAGGGCGAUCGAGCCGCGCGCUUGACAAAAUUGGUGACUCAAGAACUCUCCACCGACGACUCUGCCAGCUCCGUUCCUACUGGUCUGUCUACCCAAUCGGAGCAGGUGGACGCUGUUAUAGUGCUAGAUCGCGCCGUUGACAUGAUCACGCCGCUGCUCACGCAGCUGACAUAUGAAGGUCUCGUCGAUGAAUUGAUCGGCAUCAAGAAUGGUUACGUUCAGCUUCCUGCCAGCCUGGUUUCGCCUCCAUCCAAUUCGGCGGCCAACGCACCUGCGGCAUCCACUUCCACCGCUGUUCAGACCACACCUCUGUCAAAGGAAGCGAAGAAGAAGUACCAGCUCAACGCAAAGACAGAUCCGCUCUUCGGCGAACUGCGCGACGUGAACUUCAGCGCGGUGGGAAAACGUCUGAAUAAAGUGGCACGGAGGCUCGAAGAGGAUUACCAGGCUAGGAAGCAAGCGAAGACCGUCACCCAGCUGAGGGACUUUGUGGGGAAGCUGGGAGGCUUGCAGACUGAGCGCCAAUCUCUAGAAAUUCAUACGGGGCUGUCUGAGUUGCUCAUUCCGCUUACCCGCACACAACAAUUUAAUAGGUCUCUCGAAAUUCAACAGAACCUUCUUGCAUCGUAUGACGUGAACGGACAGAUCAAUGCUAUAGAAGAUUUGAUCGCACAAGGCGCUGAUAUGCAAACCGUACUGAGGUUGCUCUGUCUCGCCAGCAUAACCGCUGGGGGUAUCAAGGCAAAGACUCUCGAAAACAUCAAACGAGAAUUUCUUCAGGCGUACGGGUAUAACCUCCUGCCGUUGCUGUUAUCGCUCGCCUCUCCAUCUCUCGCAAUGCUCUUGCCGAAUCCGCUUCCACCAACCCUCGCCGGGACAAAAUACCCGUACACAACGCUACGGAAAUCAUUGCGGUUGAUGAACGAUGAUCCUGACGCGCCAGAAGAACUGGAAAACGACAUUAGCUACGUGUACUCGGGGUUUGCGCCGAUCAGCGUGAGACUGGUGCAGUGCGUGGCCCAGAAAGGCGGGGUGCUUAGCAACCCCGCUUCAGACAAGGACAAGGACGGUUCUGCGGCCGACGGCGGAAAGAACAAAAGCGUUGGUCAAGUGCAAGCGCACCCCAUCGUCGGUUGGAGAGGGUUCGAGGACGUCGUGGCCAGCAUACCGGGCGAAACUGUGGACGUUACGCAAACUGCGCACGGCGGGGAUGGUGCGGUGCCGCUGAUUCCCUCCAUAUCUCAAGGCCCAGAGCGGACGAGGACCACGGUCGUCUUUUUCUUGGGCGGCUGUACGUACACGGAGAUAGCAGCGCUACGCUGGGUCGGGAGGCAGAAUAGAGGCCGUCGGUUCCUGAUAGCGACGACGGGAAUAAUAAGUGGCGGGUCCCUCGUGAGCAGUCUGGGCGGCACGGCACAAACGGGUGCGCCGGCGGGAGGUAAGGACGCGGCACUGUAGGCAUGUGAGAGGCCGCGUUCGUUUACCGUACAGAGCCUCAUUCCUGAUACGCAUUGGAGAAUCAUGAUCUUGCUAGUUUCGUGCGCAUUUGGCCUAGUCGUAGCUAGUCUUCGGGGUCCUGGUAGAGACGCGCUGUCACGGAAUGUCACGCGGGAAACACAAUCAACCG